Molecule: messenger RNA, 2587 nt
Organism: Syngnathus typhle (broad-nosed pipefish)
Lineage: Eukaryota; Metazoa; Chordata; Actinopteri; Syngnathiformes; Syngnathidae
Product: high-affinity choline transporter 1-like
Exons: 8
Coding region: 214-1857 (547 amino acids)
Biological process (GO): transmembrane transport; choline transport; acetylcholine biosynthetic process
Cellular component (GO): plasma membrane
Molecular function (GO): choline:sodium symporter activity
Source: RefSeq, a predicted model, not a curated record
GACAAUAAAACAGACUUUGACUUUGAACGGCUGGGGACGAGUCGUGACACGACACACGGCAGCAGACGACUCCGCAAGGACGAGCAGGUUUUCAUGGGUGUGUCAUGGGGAAGAGUUCGAUAAGCACCCCGCCCUCCUUUUUUUAAUAAGUUAGAAAGUUGAUUAAAAAGUACCUAGUUGAAAUGCAGUAUUUGUUUUCAUUGUCAUUCGAGCAUGGCAGUGCAUGUGGGUGGACUUGUGGCUGUGAUAGCCUUUUAUGCCGUUAUUCUGCUAACUGGCAUCUUGGCCUCACGCAAAUCCAAGAAAGUGGAGAAGAAAUGCACGGGCAAAAAGAGCGAAGUCGCCAUCGUUGGGGGUCGCAACAUCAACGUCGUGAUUGGAGUUUUUACCAUGACAGCGACAUGGGUCGGAGGAGGUUACAUUAUGGGAACCGCCGAGGCUGUUUACUCCCCGGCUCAAGGUCUCGUCUGGGCUUUUGGCCCUCUUGCAUAUGUUUUGAAUUUUCUUCUAGGAGGAUUGUUUUUUGCCAAACAAAUGAGGUCCAAACGCUACGUGACUAUGUUGGACCCAUUUCAGAACCGCUACGGCCAAUUGUUCACGACGGCGAUUUUGAUUCCUGCUUUGAUCAGUGAUAUUUUGUGGACGGCCUGCAUCCUUGCCGCUCUGGGGGCAACCAUGAGCAUCAUCUUGGACCUCUCAUCGACAAUCUCCAUUCUCAUCUCUGCGGCCGUCUCCAUCAUUUAUACAUUUUUAGGAGGCCUCUACGCGGUUGCAUACACUGAUAUCAUCCAAUUGUCGUUCAUAUUUGUCAGCCUGUGGCUCUGUAUUCCGUUCGUGCUCCUCAGUCCUGCGGUGACUGACUUGGUACAAACGACUCAACUCAACCAUUCAAGCGUCCACUCGUGGAUCGGAGAGGUGAAGUUUGAGGAUGCAGGGAAAUGGACAGAUGACUUUCUCAUUUUGGCUUUAGGUGGACUGGCCUACCAGGCUUUGCACCAGAGAAUCCUGGCAGCGGCUUCCUCAUCCAAGGCUCAGAUUACUUGCUUUGGGGCCGCUGGCGCUGCUUUCUUGAUGGGAAUCCCGUCGGUGAUCAUCGGAGCUGCGGCAGCAUCCGCAGACUGGAACCAGACAGAAUACGGCCUACCGCCACCUUAUGAUCGCGGGCAGGCAGGGAAUGUCCUGCCAUUGGCUCUGUGCUACAUCACACCCAACUGGGUGUCCAUUUUGGGCAUUGGUGCCUUAGCAGCGGCGGUGAUGUCCUCCAUGGACUCAUCAUUGCUGUCGUCGGCCUCCAUGUUCACCCAAAACAUAUACAAGACGACUUUGAGAAAGCAGGCAUCGGAUAGGGAGCUACAGUGGGUGAUCAAGAUAAGUGUGCUCCUGGUGGGGCUUGCUGGAACGGGUCUGGCCUGCAACAACAGCAGCAUCCUUGCGCUCUGGAUGCUCGCUUCCGACCUGCUCUACUGCGUCAUGACCCCUCAGUUGUUUUGUGUGGUGCACCUCCGAGUGGCCAAUUGCUACGGCGCCAUCAGCGGCUACGUGAUAGCUCUGCUGCUGCGCGGGCUGAGCGGCGAGCCCGCGCUCGGCAUCCCUACUGUGCUGCUCUUCCCGGGUUGGAGGGAGCGGGAUGGCGUCAUCACGCAGUACUUUCCCUUCCGGACUCUGAUUGCGUUCAUUUCCCUGGCGGCUGUCGUUCUCGUAUCCUGGCUGGUCGAGCUGGGCUUCGCUCGCCAGCUCAUUCCUCAGUCCUGGGAUGUGUUGGAUGCGUUCAACAAGAACAUUGAGGCAGAAGAGAAGGAGAUGGCAUCGGCAAAUUCUAGUGAGGAAAAGAAGUAUGUUUCUAAUACAGCUUUAUAGGCUCACACUGUACUUGAGCACAACCUCCGAUAUCCUUGUAAUUACGCAGUUCAUCCAGUAGAGGGCGACAGUAGACCGUUCAAAGAAUGUGUGUUAGUAUUUAUUAAACGAGUGAAAUUAUUUCAGUGGUCCCUAACCUUUUCAGCACCACCGGCCGGAUUACUGUCAGACAAUAUUUUGACGGACCGGUGUUUGAUGACGUCACACUUUUCUAGAAAAUCAGAAUCAAAUGUCGAAAGCCAAAUAAGCACAGACUGCACAUUGUUCAUUGAAGUUUUUAUAUCAAAAAUCGACUUUUCACAACUCAACAAUAAAAAACAAAACAUGUUUAAAUAAAAAAGGAAGAAUGUGUUAAUGUAUUCAAGUAAAACACGUACACGUGACACAAAUAUAUAUAUUCAAAAUUUUAAAUGUGGCAUUUUUAUUAUUGUCGUCUCCAUGUCACAUUUCGCUUGGAGCAGGACAAAGAGCGCACUAGCCAGGGAAUCCAUCCCUGCCGAGUCCGGAUCCACCCCACCUUUUCCAGCCGGCCACUUUAUCCGGAGCACUAUGCGUGUGUGAGUGUGUGCAAGAGAAGCCGACUCUUGUUUACAGCGGAGAUUCCACGGAAGAUCCACUAACACACACGCACACUCUCACCGUAGGAUUUAAGCAGCUGCAACGUGGACUCGUUUCCCCUUCUCUCGACGACGAAAAAAAAAAAAAAAAAAAGACGUCGGGAGUGGAAGAA